AAUUCUGAAAGCCGCUGGCGGACCGCGCGCAGCGGCCAGAGACCGAGCCCUAAGGAGAGUGCGGCGCUUCCCGAGGCGUGCAGCUGGGAACUGCAACUCAUCUGGGUUGUGCGCAGAAGGCUGGGGCAAGCGAGUAGAGAAGUGGAGCGUAAGCCAGGGGCGUUGGGGGCCGUGCGGGUCGGGCGCGUGCCACGCCCGCGGGGUGAAGUCGGAGCGCGGGGCCUGCUGGAGAGAGGAGCGCUGCGGACCGAGUAAUGGCAAUGCAGAUGCAGCUUGAAGCAAAUGCAGAUACUUCAGUGGAAGAAGAAAGCUUUGGCCCACAACCCAUUUCACGGUUAGAGCAGUGUGGCAUAAAUGCCAACGAUGUGAAGAAAUUGGAAGAAGCUGGAUUCCAUACUGUGGAGGCUGUUGCCUAUGCGCCAAAGAAGGAGCUAAUAAAUAUUAAGGGAAUUAGUGAAGCCAAAGCUGAUAAAAUUCUGACGGAGUCUCGCUCUGUUGCCAGGCUGGAGUGCAAUAGCGUGAUCUUGGUCUACUGCACCCUCCGCCUCUCAGGUUCAAGUGAUUCUCCUGCCUCAGCCUCCCGAGUAGUUGGGACUACAGGUGGAAUUGAGACUGGAUCUAUCACAGAAAUGUUUGGAGAAUUCCGAACUGGGAAGACCCAGAUCUGUCAUACGCUAGCUGUCACCUGCCAGCUUCCCAUUGACCGGGGUGGAGGUGAAGGAAAGGCCAUGUACAUUGACACUGAGGGUACCUUUAGGCCAGAACGGCUGCUGGCAGUGGCUGAGAGGUAUGGUCUCUCUGGCAGUGAUGUCCUGGAUAAUGUAGCAUAUGCUCGAGCGUUCAACACAGACCACCAGACCCAGCUCCUUUAUCAAGCAUCAGCCAUGAUGGUAGAAUCUAGGUAUGCACUGCUUAUUGUAGACAGUGCCACCGCCCUUUACAGAACAGACUACUCGGGUCGAGGUGAGCUUUCAGCCAGGCAGAUGCACUUGGCCAGGUUUCUGCGGAUGCUUCUGCGACUCGCUGAUGAGUUUGGUGUAGCAGUGGUAAUCACUAAUCAGGUGGUAGCUCAAGUGGAUGGAGCAGCGAUGUUUGCUGCUGAUCCCAAAAAACCUAUUGGAGGAAAUAUCAUCGCCCAUGCAUCAACAACCAGAUUGUAUCUGAGGAAAGGAAGAGGGGAAACCAGAAUCUGCAAAAUCUACGACUCUCCCUGUCUUCCUGAAGCUGAAGCUAUGUUCGCCAUUAAUGCAGAUGGAGUGGGAGAUGCCAAAGACUGAAUCAUUGGGUUUUUCCUCUGUUAAAAACCUUAAGUGCUGCAGCCUAAUGAGAGUGCACUGCUCCCUGGGGUUCUCUACAGGCCUCUUCCUGUUGUGACUGCCAGGAUAAAGCUUCCGGGAAAACAGCUAUUAUAUCAGCUUUUCUGAUGGUAUAAACAGGAGACAGGUCAGUAGUCACAAACUGAUCUAAAAUGUUUAUUCCUUCUGUAGUGUAUUAAUCUCUGUGUGUUUUCUUUGGUUUUGGAGGAGGGGUAUGAAGUAUCUUUGACAUGGUGCCUUAGGAAUGACUUGGGUUUAACAAGCUGUCUACUGGACAAUCUUAUGUUUCCAAGAGAACUAAAGCUGGAGAGACCUGACCCUUCUCUCACUUCUAAAUUAAUGGUAAAAUAAAAUGCCUCAGCUAUGUAGCAAAGGGAAUGGGUCUGCACAGAUUCUUUUUUUCUGUCAGUAAAACUCUCAAGCAGGUUUUUAAGUUGUCUGUCUGAAUGAUCUUGUGUAAGGUUUUGGUUAUGGAGUCUUGUGCCAAACCUACUAGGCCAUUAGCCCUUCACCAUCUACCUGCUUGGUCUUUCAUUGCUAAGACUAACUCAAGAUAAUCCUAGAGUCUUAAAGCAUUUCAGGCCAGUGUGGUGUCUUGCGCCUGUACUCCCAGCACUUUGGGAGGCCGAGGCAGGUGGAUCGCUUGAGCCCAGGAGUUUUAAGUCCAGCUUGGCCAAGGUGGUGAAAUCCCAUCUCUACAAAAAAUGCAGAACUUAAUCUGGACACACUGUUACACGUGCCUGUAGUCCCAGCUACUCGAUAGCCUGAGGUGGGAGAAUCACUUAAGCCUGGAAGGUGGAAGUUGCAGUGAGUCGAGAUUGCACUGCUGCAUUCCAGCCAGGGUGACAGAGUGAGACCAUGUUUCAAACAAGAAACAUUUCAGAGGGUAAGUAAACAGAUUUGAUUGUGAGGCUUCUAAUAAAGUAGUUAUUAGUAGUGAAUGUGCUGUUUAUAGCAAUUAUUGCAGUGCAAGCUAUUUCAAGACAGGGUUUCCAUAAUCUUUUUGGCACUGUAUAGGGGUGAUCAGUUUCUGUUGCUUCAAGAUUUGAAACCAGAAAGGAAAGUCCCACUUGCAGAUGAUUGUGCUUAAAAGCUAAUGGAAAAAUAAAAGAAAGACAUACCA
Messenger RNA from Homo sapiens (human), 2439 nucleotides. RefSeq names its product RAD51 recombinase (gene RAD51). The transcript is spliced from 10 exons. Gene Ontology annotation, molecular function: DNA binding; ATP binding; ATP-dependent DNA damage sensor activity. Lineage: Eukaryota; Metazoa; Chordata; Mammalia; Primates; Hominidae. The coding region runs from base 255 to 1277 and encodes 340 amino acids. Gene Ontology annotation, biological process: meiosis I; telomere maintenance via recombination; double-strand break repair involved in meiotic recombination. The record is from RefSeq and is marked reviewed. Gene Ontology annotation, cellular component: nucleus; site of double-strand break; cytoplasm.